This is a messenger RNA of Strongylocentrotus purpuratus (purple sea urchin), 7661 nucleotides long. RefSeq names its product puratrophin-1. The transcript has 24 exons. Gene Ontology annotation, molecular function: guanyl-nucleotide exchange factor activity. Lineage: Eukaryota; Metazoa; Echinodermata; Echinoidea; Camarodonta; Strongylocentrotidae. The record is from RefSeq and is a predicted model, not a curated record. Bases 581 to 5350 code for a protein of 1589 amino acids.
UGUUACAAGUACAACCAAGAUAUUGUUGAUCUAGAGCACCUGGCCUGGACACUCCGGCCAUCUCAUGUUUUCUUGUUUGAGAAAACUCCCAUCAGUAAACUUGCUUAUGAAAGCUGUUAAUCUGUUUUGUACGUUAGUCCUAGUGCUGUUGUAGGCUUCUCAGAUUGCAUAAAUUACAGUAACAAACUUUCUCCAUCUAUCAGGGCCUAUCAAUGUGUCAACUAUUAUCUCUUUCUCAGUUAGAGCUGCAAUGUGUUAAUGAAUGAUAACCUGUCUGUAAUGAUUUGAAGACAAAGGGAGAUUUCCUGGUUAUUAACCACAUGGAACGUAACUGUAUCACACCAUCUAUCCUCUGAGUGGAACAUGCAUAGCUGGUGGCCAGGAAUAGAAAUUAGGUACAGCGUCACUGUCUCCGUCCUUCCUCAGUAACUUGAGCCUGCAUUCAAUAAGACAGUGAGCUAGCUCUGGCCUGCUGCAUCUAGAGACCAGUAGUAGUUCAAACAUGAGCAUGACAUUGAAGUCAGUCAGUUGAAGGAUGAAAUGAUGGAUUUAAGUUUGUAGCAGGUGGAUUGUUAAGACGAUGGAAGGUUUUCAGGGUUGGUUAGGGUUGUUGGUGUACCUAUGCAAAGAUGUAGCAUCUACUUUACUUGUUGUAUCCUGCCUUGGAGCGGUAAUCCUCAAGAUCUUGGACCCUUUACUCAGUCAUCUUGAAAACCUCUGGCAUCUAUUACAGCAUUUCCAGGAGUCACCACAGCCCUAUGAUGAGAGGAACAUGCCAUCCAUUGAAGAUGUUCUUACAGAGCUAUACUAUCCGUUUGAAGACAUAGCACCAUACAUGACAGCACAGGUCUGUGACAUCAUCAAUCGAAGGUUCAAAGGUGAUGGGUCAAGGUUUAUGUUGGACUUCCUCCUACCAUGCAGAGAGCUCUUGUUACAUCUCAAGGAAGAAAGCUGGCUCCAACUGAAGCACAAACCAAGGGAGCCAAGCUGGCCUAUAACCAAUUCUGAUCAGAUCCUAGUCCAUCUAUCCCAGCUGGACUGGGACCAGUUCCAUGUUGGUGACUUCUACAUCUACGUGCGCUACCAUGGUCCCAAGAAAGUGACUCUGGUCCUGGUUGCCUGCCCUGAGACGGAGGGUACCCUCACAGAGGUACCCAUCCCGGUGGAGAUGUUCAGAGAAUUCUUCUCCUACCAUACUCCACAGAGGUUGCUUAGAGGGGAUCUCAAGUCUAAAGAAACAGACGAUGCUACAGGAUUGAAGACUGUUGUCGUUGCCACGGAUGCAGGUAUCAUGAGGCAUCUUUGGCCGGAUGUUUUGAAGCCGCAGUUUGAGCUGAGAAGACGACCAUCAUGGAGGAAGAAGAAAAGGAAAGGAAACGGCAGCAUGACAUCUGGAGCAACAUCAGAUGCAGGUAGAGACCAGGAGACCAAGAUGCCUACCAGGAUGCCAUCCUUCUCACGUAGCAGCAGCGAGUCAGAGAAGAAACCUCCUCCCCAUCCUCCAUUCCACGCCCCUCAGAGUACUCUGGAAGUCAACUUUGAAGUCCUCCAUUCUGAAGCCCUCAUCCUCACAGGCUCAAGAGACCAAGGUUGUAGAGCAGUCCUGGAGAUACAAGCCAACAGUCAUGUCUGGUCUAAUCCUGAUGUUAGUCUAGAUGAUAUUGUCAAACUCCUUGCCUAUGUCUACUCAAUACCAAGGGAGGAAGUGCGUUGGAGAGGUCUGAGUGUAGCAGUGGAUGCCAGAACAGCUCCCAAAUCAGAUGUAGAGAAAGUCACAGAAGCGCUGCAGCUCCUUCAUGAGCAUCAUCCAGGCUCCAUAGACCAUGUGUAUCUCCUGAUUGGUCACAACUCAGUCCUAGCCAGAGUGACGAGGGCAACAAACAAUCAACUCCUCAAGACCAAACUGGAUUACAAGAUGGACUUGGUACGGUCUGUUGAUAAGCUCUACCAACACAUCCCCAAGGAGCAGCUCACCAGUACUUUCAGUGGGACCUUCAAGUACACACAUGAGGACUGGAUCAGAUUCCGGAUGAGGCUAGAGCCAUUCAUAUGUGGAUGUAAGAGUGCUGCUAAGUUUCUGCUGACAUCGGUAGAUGAGCUUAGUCGAGGGUCUACCAAGGCACCAUCUGGAGAGCUGAGAGACACCAUCGAUAGGUUAAAGGUCAAACACGAGGAGGUGUACAAGGACUCUAGGAUGGCCAGUCUUCACAAGGAAGGAGAUUUCAUCUUGGAAACACUCAAGAAAGAAGAGGGUGCUUUAAGACAGACUGAGGACUUCAGGGAUGCUAUUACCUGUGUAACAACUCUCUUUGAGCAAGUACGCCAGACAUGCAGUCGACUUGAUGAGAUGACUGAAAGAAGACUAGCACAUCUUCAGAUGUCUUUACAUCUACAGAUCCUGGAGGAGGAGUCUACCAAGGUGAGUGAAUGGGUGAAGACCGAUGGAAGCAAGAAACUAAAGCAGCUGGACGACAUGUCACCUGACUCUCUCAGCUCAGUCAUCAGCAUCCAGAAAGACUUUGAGAAGUUCUACUUCAAUGCUGUGAAACACAUCGGUCGUGGUGAAGAUGUCUUAGAGGAGAUCCACACCCUAGCAGAUCAAACAGGUGGUGGUGAGGGGGGCGCCAGUGCACCCCUCAAGACCCCCUCACUCACGGGCAAUCUUAAGGAUGAGUUACAUGCAUUCAGUCAGAGUCUGGAGAAUAAACGCAAGGAGAUAGAGGAAGCUGUCUGGCUCUACACCACGCUGGAUAAGGCAUAUGAAUGGUCUUUAGGAGGAAUGAAGUUUGUAGCUAUGCUUGGUAUCGAGGAGACAAGUAAUCGGGAGAGAUGUCGCGUCCAUCUUUGUACUUUGGAGAAAUACCUUCGAGAGAACCCUGUUAUUAGCGACGAGGACUUCAAGAAAAUGCUUCAGCUUGCCCGAACUCUUGACAAGGGCAAGUGUGUGCAGCAGGGAGAGUUUGCCCAAAGACGAUGCAAAGAGACUCAUGGAAUGAUCCAGAAGCGAAUGGAACAACUCCGGAACAUGUUACGCAACCCACGUUUUGCUCAGCGCAAUUCUUAUACCAACGGAGACACUCAGGUUCGCAUUAGAAGGACACCCUCAGAUGUUGUUAAAAGGAAACCAUCAACAGACUCACCCGAUAAGAUCACAGAGGAAGUCCUCAAACCUGUGACAGCAUCAAAUGUUGCUCAGGAAAUCUUGCGUAAAGGACCUAAGACAACCCAAGCCAAACACCAGCGUGAUUCUAUGCACAGCAAUGGAUCGGUAGACUCAGGAAUAUCAGUGAGUGAGAAAGCAUCAGAACGAUUAGCAGCUGCAGCAGCAGCGGGUGCCACAGCAGGUGCUACGACAGGGACGCAACCAAACAGCACAACUGAAGAUAGCGUUGUGACGUUACGCCAUCCAAGAACAUGUAAAACAAUUGAACCUAUCAGGGAGCUUGAACCUAUUCCAGCAGCUAAGAAUGAGGUUAUAAGGACUACGAGUCUAGGACGGUUAGAUGAAGGGUUUGAAGAGAGGGAAGAGGAAGGUGAGAGAGGUGAAGAGACGACCAGUGGGGAUACACCUACAAGUCAAGAAACUCAGAACAAUGAUGGUGCUCCUAAAGAAACAGAAACCAGAGAGAAAGAAGACUUCUUAUCAGAUGAAGAUACAGAUCAGAACCAAUGGUCACCUCUAGAUGCUAACCGUCAUAUAAGAAGAUCCAUCUGCCUGGCAGACAAUCCUUUCAAACUAGAAGCGGAGUCUCUAGCCAAGCAACAUCCUUGUUACCGUCGGUUACUACUCAUCAUUGAUGAAGUGAUACAGACUGAACAGGACUAUGUGCUAGCUCUCAAGUAUAUCCUAGAGAAUUACGUUGUUGAGAUGGACCGAGAAGACAUCCCUCAAGCAUUGAGGGGUAAGAGAAGCAUUGUGUUUGGUAACCUAGAAAAGAUCUACCACUUCCAUUCAAGAGUGUUCCUAAGGGAGCUCAAAGGGUGCAUGACUACACCCCUACAGGUGGGACAGUGCUUCCUCAAACAUAGACAAGAGUUUGGUCUUUAUGCCCUGUACAACAUGAACAAACCAAGAUCAGACAGUUUACUAGCUGACUUCGGCCACUUCUUUAGGAGCAAACAGCGUCGCCUAAAGGACAGCAUGGACCUAGCUAGUUACCUCUUGAAGCCAGUCCAGAGACUAGGGAAGUAUGCUCUCCUCCUACGAGAUCUCAUCAGACAAUGUGGAACUGAAGACCAGGAACAAAACCAUCUCAGAGCUGCAGAAGUGAUGAUUGAGUUUCAGAUGAGACACGGUAAUGAUCUUCUAGCAAUGGAUUCUCUACAAGACUGUGAUGUCAAUUUGAGAGAACAAGGUGAACUUAUCAGACAGGCUGAGUUCUUGGUGUAUCGUGGGAUCAGGAAGUGUGUACGUCAUGUUUUCUUGUUUGAAGAUCUGAUUCUAUUCAGCAAACCUAAGAAGACGAGUAAAGGACAUGAUGUCUACCAGUACAAGUUCAGUCUCAAGAUGUCAGACAUCGGUCUGACGGAGAGCAUCGGAGAGACUGGGACAAAGCUUGAGGUUUGGUUCCGAAGACGCAAGUCAACGGACAAGGCUUACACCAUGCAGGCAAGGUCUCCUCAGAUCAAGAGGGUCUGGACGACUGAGAUCAGUAGACUACUAUGGCAUCAGGCACUCAGGAGUAAAGAAACCCGUCAGCAUGAACUCUCAUCACUUGGUUUCUCUAGUAGACAGUCAUUUGAUAUCAAGCCUAGUCAAGAUAGGAUUCAUGAUAGAGCCGUCAAUCUCAAAGCUCCCAGAUCAAGGAACUCAAUAGCCAUCUCAUCUUUCAGUACAACCAACAAGCUCUUUGAUGCAUCAGCCUUCUCUUCCAUGACCAACCUGAUGACAACUCAAACAUCCUCCUCAUCCUCCUCCUACUACUCAUCUCCAUCUCGGCGCUUCUCUCUGGCUGGUUCCUUGUCUCUAGCAGGGUACAACAUCCCUGAGAUGGGUGAGAGUGGGAUAGAGUUUCCUCCUCAGAGACCUACAGCAGCUAUCAGUCCUACAAACACCCUCCAAGGUACAGACAGUAGCGGAGACAGUAGCGCCUUCAGCGGGGACAACGUAGCCCCGGUAUCACCCGUUGCCGGGGUAACGAUGCGGCAUGGUGAUGCGAGGGGUAGGAAUCCCUUUGUGAGGAGUGUUCCAUCACCUAGGAGUUCUCAGAUUUACCAGGAGACUAUGUUUACAUCAGAAGUAAGGACGAUGAGUGUCAGUUCACUUCAUUCAGAGGCUCCUACUGUGGAAACCGUCACCAGUCAGAGGAGAUCACAGAGGAGGAGUAAUCAGUUUGUUACAGCGGUAUGAGGCCGAGAAGGAAGAAAACCUUGAACUGAAAUGCUGAUGCUAUUCUCAUAACAGCUAGCACCAGAUGUAUCCUUGGAGACAGGAAUCAUCACAUAAAUUCAGGACACCCUCUAAGUUCAACAUGGUUCCUCGCAGCAUGGACGCACUCCUGUCCCGUCAUUCCUUUCUUGGAGGUUAUCUAUCCUCCAAGGUUUUGCUGAAGAUGGAUAUUUAUUACUCUGAUAAUUCAGCAGCUUUUAAAGAUGAUUUUAAACUUGUAAUCUAAGCCCAGUAAUUUUCUCAUUAUUGAUACAAAAUAUUUAUUGAGACAUUAAUUGAGAUAUGCCAUAGAUGUUUCCUACUGGCUUCCCAAAGCCUAUAAUGCUGCUCUCCUGGCUUUCCAUAAGUCACGAUGCUGCUGUUACUCUUUUAGACAACUUUCAAAUAUUUGUAUGUUUCUCAUACCAUUAAUUAGUAGAUGAUUCUCUACACAAUAGCUUGUGCCUUCAACUCAUUAAGGCACAUUUUGUUUUUAUCAUUCCUUUCGUAAAGGAAGAAGUAUUAACCCUAUUUUCAAACACACACAUCAUCCCUCGAUUACAAGCCUUGACAGAGGAUUCCCUGACAUAUCGCUGGUACACUAUGGCAUCAUCAUGCAUGAUGAGCUUGGUGAUAUCGUCAGCGUUAGAUGGAUGAUAAUUAGGGAUCUAUGACAUGAUAAAGGCAAAGAAAUCUGUCUUCAAAAAUCUUUUUACAGAUAUUUGUAUCUUACUUCUACUUUUUAGUUGUAUCUAUCUGGACCCAUAGACGUAAAGCUACCUCUUUUGUACAUCCAUUCAGUUUUAGUGAACCAAACACAGGUAGAGAUAGAUGUUAAGAUGGUGCUAUUUUAUUGGUAGAUUGUUAAUUUGUGUAAUUUGUGUAAUCAAACGAUUGGUCUUUAUCUGAUGGUGAUGAUGUCACAAAGGAGAUAUUUUAAUAAGUAUAAAUGAAGUGUAAUCGGUAAAGGUGACAUAACAAUGGAGUUCAUUGUAACUCAUACUCUGAUCAUUAAUGAUUAGAAUUCUUUAGCAUUAUUUAUAACAUGACUUUUUGUAAUGACAUUGAGAUGUAAUGUACGUCUUCCUUCCUAUCAGUGUGCCUUGACGACUAGAACAACGCUCUCCCAAAUGCUGCAAGAAUAAUUAUGCAGUAUUUCAUGUACAUGUAUCGUAGAGCUUCAAAUUCCUUUGUCUUUUGAUAUGAUAUAUGUCAAGCAACGUAUACGAAUGUCAAGCAACAGUAUUCCAUCUGAGGUCAUUUAUGGUAAACUAUGCAGUAUAUGAAGCAAUCAGCUCUUGUUGUUGGUUAGUAUGUGAUCUAACGUAUUCAUGAGUGUUCAGUGUAGAAUCUUAUCAUGUUUGGUAGAAUGUGUAUUUAUUUCAGUAUUGUGUGUAACUCCAGAUAGACAAAGUCUUCCAUUGAAGACUAAGGGCACAUUAGAAUGAAGCUGCUCAGACCCAGUAUACAUGCAUGAAGAAUAAUGGAAUAAAGAUCAUGAUUGUACUUAAGAAUAUCAACCUUGGUUCUUCUGGAAUCAACUAAAGUUUAUAAAAUGAUUUAAUAAUCAAUCAUUCAUUCUAGAUGGCAUUAAUGACUUGGAAAUCAGAUGUGAUUUUCAUAUAUGUACUAACUAUUAUUCUCUCUUUAAGUAUGACUCUAAUCUAGGCAAAGUGAUUAGUUUUUCUCUGUGGUAUAGGGAACACAGAAUUGAUGUACACCUAACUAUGUUAAACUUUUGCUAGACAUGUAGGACAUGACUUGACUAUGUGACAGAAAUAACUUGACUAAUGUAACAUAAAAGUAAAUAUUAGACUUUAAUAUACUUCCCAAAACUAAUCACGAUUAUAAUUUUCACUGCGACUGAAAAGCUGCCAAAAUGCACACAAAUAGAUGAAAUCUAUAUGUUACUAAACAUUCUUUCCAUUCAGAAUUUCAUUUUUUUGAAUAAUUUUGACAAGUCUUCUUCAUGAAGCAUUUAUAUAACAAGAAGUGUGCUAAAGAAAGUUAUUUAUUCCAAUUUGAAUAAAUAGAAGAUAUCUAACAUAUUACAAACCUUCCUAACAAGGCAGAUGAAAGCCUUUCAACUUGUUUUUAUAGCAGUACUUAAGACUAUUUCCUGACCUAAAAUAUUCACUUCAUUCUUGAGUAAUAUGACCUCGGCUUAGUUUUAGAACCUUGUAUAUGUUUGUAUUAUUCUACAUUUGUAUGUAACCUGUACAUUACUGUCCGGUCAAUAUAACUUAUAACUUGGACAUAAGAAAUUCAGAUUAAAAUUGCUAGAAACUAGAAA